AUGGAUGGCCCAGGAGGCUCGCCCCACCGGUACCUAGGCCAGGGCUGGGAUAUAGGCCAGCGGUAUGCCAACCUGCUGAAGCCCAUCAGAGACCAAACCAAGAACUUCGACAUCGAUAUCGCACCAUACCUUGACCAGUACCUGGGAGAAAUCUGCCAGAGCCGAACCACCGACCAAGAAAGUGAAUCCAAGGUCAAUUUCACCCGAGCAGCCUUUCUCAUCCAAGGAAGCGCCUCUGUGUACAGUAGGAAGGUUGAUUAUCUGUACAACCUCGUUCAAAAUCUGGCGGAAGAAAUAGUUCAUAACAGCUUGAAAAGUCGGCAUAAAAAGGAGAAUGUGAAAGAAGGGGGUGCCUCAGCAGCGAGGCGAAAAAAAAACGACACGCAGUUCGUGAUGCAUGAGGAUAUUAAACAUGCGGACAGCAUAGACGACGUGACGACCUCGCGGCAGGCAGCUGGAAAUCAGGCUAUUGCCCAGCAAAACCAGUUUCGGAGGCAGCGCUGGAGACCUCUGCCCAUGGUCGUCUUCGACACUGAAGAGGAGAACAGGCUUUACGACAUCGCGGGGGCCGCGGUUGGUUCGCGCUUCGGCUAUCGUCUGUACGGGGGCGCGUACGAAUUAGGCGAGCGCCAAAAUGAGCAGAGUAAGUGUGCUCAGGCAGAUUAUAGUUCCCUUACCAUGUCGCCUGCGGGCUCGACUCUGGCUAUGGACUAUGACUGCGGACCAGCGUCGCCGCUGUUCACACCAGAAGAACCAGAAACAGUCCCCUUCGGUAAGGACAUAUGGACAAUCGAGGAGUGUCCAGCCAAGUCAGACGUGGAGGAGGACCUCACGGUGCCCGUGCCUCCUGUCUGGCAGUCGAGCCUCGCCAAGCACAUCAUGAACGAGCAGCAGCAGCAGCAUCCUACACAGCCCUUCAUAGGUAUCAAGAGGCUGCACGACCCAAUGCAGGAAGGGCCGGGGAAGGAUAAGCCUCUGGUGCUUCGCAGGAAGACGCGGAAGCGGGCCUUUGAUGAGUGCAGCUCCUCGGAUGGUGAAAGUGUUUCGAGUGUCAUCGUGCCUGUCGCCUCCAUUUGGGUCAAGCAAAGUCAUUAUCCACACUUGCUGGCCAAGGAGCUGCAGCUGCAGGGACAAGUCCUUCCGGGAGGAGAGCGGUAUUUGCGGCAAACACUGAAAUUGCUGAAGCAGAUGGACAAAGAAAAGGGCAAGGAUAAGGAUGACAUUGAGAAGUGUGCUGAGGACUCGGAAGACGUCGAUGGCGGUCCUGGCAUGCCUUCUGACGACCGUCCAGGCUCAGAACAGGAAGAUACAGACCUUGAUCUCGCUUGCCGUGCUAAUAUCAACUUGCCCGAAACAGCUGAGCAAGCCCCACCUUCGUCAGAGGAUUGCUCGGAAAAAGGCUCUUACGAGAACGUGGUCCACAGCCACCUGCAGGAGUUUCACGAAAGUGUGUCGCAUUGUCAGUUCUCGGAUUUGUACAAGAGAGUGGCCGAUUGGGAGAGUCGAAUCAGGCCUCUGCUGGACACUGAAGAGGAGCGGGAGAGAUUCGACAUCCGCACCUACAGCAACCGAGUGCUGGACCACUUCUCCAACGCGCCGUCCAAGCAGACCCUGUACUUCCGCGAGAUCUGCAGAGGACGGCAGAUGUGGGAGGUGCCUCGCUACUUCAUUGCCACGCUGCAACUGGCCAACAACUACAAUGUGGAGCUUGGCACAGACGACGUGAUGGAAGAAGGCAUGGACACGCUGCACCUAACGUUGCUUUCGCGGAAGCAGAACUUCCACGAGCUCGAAGAGUUUGGCGACAACCACGUCAGCUUGACGAACACACCCGAGCCUGCGAGAAACAUGAAAUAG
Rhipicephalus sanguineus (brown dog tick) is the source of this 1857-nucleotide messenger RNA. RefSeq names its product condensin-2 complex subunit H2. Gene Ontology annotation, molecular function: chromatin binding. The transcript has a single exon. Gene Ontology annotation, cellular component: condensin complex; nucleus. NCBI's taxonomy places the organism in Eukaryota, Metazoa, Arthropoda, Arachnida, Ixodida, Ixodidae. The coding region runs from base 1 to 1857 and encodes 618 amino acids. Gene Ontology annotation, biological process: meiotic chromosome condensation; mitotic sister chromatid separation. The record is from RefSeq and is a predicted model, not a curated record.